UCUAAUCCUAGUACUCAAUCAUUGUGUCUUCAAUUUUAUGAAUUGAAGUCUGACUUGGUUUCUCCUUCAUUUUCAACUCCACCACCGUGUAUGCCGCCUUCCUCCUCCGCCAUCUCAACGGCAUUGUGGAGCCCCUAUAACCUUGAUUCUUCAAUUCUUGUCUUGAACUCCGACGACCUUCAUUUUGUAACUCAGAUACUAAGGCGAGCUUGGAUUGGUCUUAGAACGAUGAAGCAGCCUCAAAAGCAUGUAGGAGACUUCGGGCAUAUAACAGCAACUCGAAAUCGGAGCGAAGUAGCUCGACGCCGACUGCAUGUAUUGAUGUUCUUCAUUGAGUUGAUGCAACGAAAUCGUACAAAGCUGGAGCAGCAGCAUCAUCAUUAUUUCGGAACUAUAAUAGCAGCGAGGAUGUUGCACUUCAAUCCAGGAAUGCUAAAAUCCGAGGAUAGACGGAUACUUCGUGAGUGAGUAGAUCUGAGAGUGAAUGGGGCCCGAUAUUCCGAUAACCCCUCAGUGUCGAUAACCGUAAACCUCCGGAAGGGCAAUGCCCUGUUUAUUAUUGGAUCCAAACCUUACAGUAUUAUAGAGGGCAUUCCAUUAAAUGGACACUCUCACUCCUUUGUUGUAACAACAAAGGUAGUUGGCCUCGACUUGAUAGUUUUGCUACAAGUCAUUAGGAUCGUUCACCACUGACUAGAUAUUAUUGAUGGCCAUCAUACAUGUUUGCAUUGAUUUCCCUAAAAGAUAACUUAUCCCUUUUGUAAUAAAAAGGUUAUAGCUCGAGCUCAUAUCUAAAACUAUUUAAGUUUUCAUAAAACUUAGUCUACCUCAUUUUCAAACCACAUAGGUGGGCUGGCCCCUACUGGGGAGCGAGGACGAAGCUCACCCCUACUAUAGUU
Argentina anserina (silverweed cinquefoil) is the source of this 899-nucleotide messenger RNA. RefSeq lists its product as uncharacterized. The coding region runs from base 91 to 468 and encodes 125 amino acids. Lineage: Eukaryota; Viridiplantae; Streptophyta; Magnoliopsida; Rosales; Rosaceae. The transcript is spliced from 4 exons. The record is from RefSeq and is a predicted model, not a curated record.